AUGGUGCUGUUACAAAGAUGUCUGGUGUUCACGAGCUUGAUCUUUAUUCUCGAAUUCCGAAGUCUUGCUGGUGUUCCACUUGAUAGAGGAGAAACUCUGGUAAAGCGGCUGGCGGAUGACCUGGCUGUUCUCAUUGAAUACGAGGUGGCAAACGCAGGAAGCCCUCCGCGAUCCGAUGACUUGGAUCGGCUUAGGCUGCUGCAAGACAGGGUGCGCGUGGCUGAGGCCCUGGGUGUUGUGUCGGGCGACCAGAAUGACAUCCAGAAGGUGAUCCUAGAUCUGCAGGACAUGGCCGAAAAGCACAGGGCAAAAAGGGGCGGCGAUGACUGUGAUGUACCGGCUUGGUGUGGUUAUAGCGGCAAGUACGAGCCGUAAUAAUGAUGUCAUAUAGGAUGAUAUGUUACAUCUGAUUAAUCUAUCCUGAAUUUUGGCUUUAUGAACUGUAGAUUUCUUGGCUAUGAACAUGGUAUACAUAUGUAUACUUGUGUGUACUUAACAUAUAUCUC
Molecule: messenger RNA, 506 nt
Organism: Mya arenaria
Lineage: Eukaryota; Metazoa; Mollusca; Bivalvia; Myida; Myidae
Exons: 3
Coding region: 1-375 (124 amino acids)
Source: RefSeq, a predicted model, not a curated record